UUCAGCUGGUUGGAAGGGAGAGAGGAUCAGAGAGGAACUCUAGGAGGGAAGACAAGGAGAGAGGAUCAGAGAGGAACUCUAGGAGGGAAGACAAGGAGAGAGGAUCAGAGAGGAACUCUAGGAGGGAAGACAAGGAGAGAGGAUCAGAGAGGAACUCUAGGAGGGAAGACAAGGAGAGAGGAUCAGAGAGGAACUCUAGGAGGGAAGACAAGGAGAGAGGAUCAGAGAGGAACUCUAGGAGGGAAGACAAGGAGAGAGGAUCAGAGAGGAACUCUAGGAGGGAAGACAAGGAGAGAGGAUCAGAGAGGAACUCUAGGAGGGAAGACAGAGAGAGAGGAUCAGAGAGGAACUCUAGGAGGGAAGACAAGGAGAGAGGAUCAGAGAGGAACUCUAGGAGGGAAGACUGGGAGAAGCCUUGACUGACUGAAGAGGGAAGACAGCAGUGUGUUGGUGUGGAACGGUCUUGUUGUGGCCAGCGGUGGGCUGAUCUGGUGUUUCCUGUCCAUUCAAGGGCAUUCCAUCUGCUGAGACCUGGACAGGAGAGAGACAGCGGAGAGGAGCAACCAGCCACAUAGGCCUCACUGGGUUGGAGAGAGAGAGAGGGACAGGGGAGGAGGGAGAGACGCAGAAGGAAGGAGGCUACGAGGGGAGCCACAUGGUCUCAGUCCCACAGGGAGCUGGGGACAGUAGACUGACAAGUAGUCUGCUACUACCAUGGGGGACUGGAACCUGUUCGGGAAGUUGCUGGAGAAAGCCCAGGAACACAGCACCGUAGUGGGAAAGGUCUGGCUCACGGUCCUCUUCAUCUUUAGGAUCCUGGUCCUAAGCGCCGCAGCAGAGAAGGUGUGGGGGGACGAGCAGUCAGGGUUCACCUGCGACACCAAGCAACCUGGAUGUGAGAACGUCUGUUAUGACAUCACCUUCCCCAUCUCUCACGUCCGCUUCUGGGUCCUACAGAUCAUAUUCGUCUCCACGCCCACCCUCAUUUACCUGGGUCAUAUAUUACACCUGGUGAGGAUGGAGGAGAAACAGAAGCAGAGAGAGAAGGACGCAGAUCGGGCCGGGGACAAACCACCCUUGCUGGAGACCAAAGCCUGUAAAGUCCAGGUGAGGGACGACAGUGGUAGGGUUCGACUGAAGGGGGAACUACUGAGGACCUACGUGUUCAACGUCAUCUUCAAGACGCUGUUCGAGGUGGGCUUCAUCGUCAUGCAGUACCUGCUAUAUGGCUUCCAGCUGCAGCCCAUGUACACCUGUGACCGCUCGCCCUGCCCCAACACAGUCAACUGCUACAUCUCCCGACCCACAGAGAAAACCAUCUUCAUCAUCUUCAUGCUAGUAGUGGCAGGUUUGUCUCUGUUCCUCAACCUGAUAGAGAUGUACCACCUGGGAUCCACUAAGUGUCGCCAGGGGAUCAAGUACCACCGGGAGGAUCUGAGCUCAGACUCUGUCUCCAAGGAGCCCAGCGAGGUGGACGAAGCUGUACCCUACGCUCCCAGCUACGACCACUACCACGGAGGCCAGCCAGCCUACCCCCAACUCCAACCAGACCAGCAGAUCCAGCCAGCAUAUCCUCCUGUCCCCAGCUAUAACAUGUCCCCGUUAUCUGAGGAGACUGACUCCACCUACCAGCCCUACCACAAUAAGGCAGCCUACAAGCAGAACAAGGACAACCUGGCGGUGGAGAGGAGUGGCAGCAGGCAGCCGGAAGAGGAGGGGGACUUGAAAGGGAAGAUGGGUGGAGGAGAAACGUGGGGGGGGUCGGAGCCAGGUUCCCCAUCUCUAGCCCGGGCUGGACGCACCACUGCUAAACACGGCAACAACAAGACCAGAAUAGACGAUCUGAAGAUCUGAGAGGGGGGUUAGGUUGCUAUGACGAUGUCUUAGGUUCCUUCCGAGGGUCUUAUGUUGCUUGAAAGGCAUUCUUAGGGUUCUGCCCCAAAUGGCACCCUAUUUGCUAUAUAGUGCACUAUUUUUGACCGAGGCCUGUGACA
Molecule: messenger RNA, 1994 nt
Organism: Oncorhynchus masou masou (cherry salmon)
Lineage: Eukaryota; Metazoa; Chordata; Actinopteri; Salmoniformes; Salmonidae
Product: gap junction alpha-3 protein-like
Exons: 3
Coding region: 715-1854 (379 amino acids)
Biological process (GO): cell-cell signaling
Cellular component (GO): connexin complex
Molecular function (GO): gap junction channel activity
Source: RefSeq, a predicted model, not a curated record